This is a messenger RNA of Colletotrichum orchidophilum, 1437 nucleotides long. RefSeq lists its product as uncharacterized. The coding region runs from base 1 to 1437 and encodes 478 amino acids. Gene Ontology annotation, molecular function: heme binding; iron ion binding; oxidoreductase activity, acting on paired donors, with incorporation or reduction of molecular oxygen. The transcript is spliced from 4 exons. NCBI's taxonomy places the organism in Eukaryota, Fungi, Ascomycota, Sordariomycetes, Glomerellales, Glomerellaceae. The record is from RefSeq and is a predicted model, not a curated record.
AUGUUGGCUGUUCCACUCCUCCUUGCAGCAGCGAUACUGCUAGCAAGAUGGUAUUUCAAGCCUAGCAAGAUUCCCGCCUACAAAGGCGAGGGGCUUUUCGCUUUCCUCAGCGACGCCCACGACUACGCAGUCAAACCCAUCUCGCUCAUCCGCAGAGCUCAACUGCAAUGUGGUAACAUCUUCUCAAUCCAGAUCCUGACAGUCCACAAUGUCUGGCUUCGCGGAAAUGAGCUCAACAAGGCUUAUCUCGACAUGCCCGAGAAAGCCUGGUCGUUUGGCCAUGGAAUGGGAAUAUUUCUCAACAAGAUCCUCGACCCUGGGUACAUGGAUAAUAUCAGAGUCAUGGUCGGCUCCCUCAGCCGGUACAUCAACCGCGCUACAGCGCAGGAGCAUAUGGCCAAGUGCACCGUGGAGGAGACUCACCGAUGCGCGCUCGAGUGGACGACGAAGUCCGACGUGGAGCUCUUUGAUGGGGUAUCCGAGUUGACACACAAGGUCAUCGUCAGGACCCUGAUGGGCGACGACUUUUAUGAAUCGAGCGGAGAGCUCCUGGACCUUCUGCAUGCGAUGGAGUGCGACAUUGGCAGCAUCUGGUCAUUCGUGCUCCCCGACUGGGUGCCUCAUCCACCAGCGAGAAGACUGCACCAUGCUCGCGAGCGUGUGAAAGAGAUCUUCUGGGAGAAGCUCAGCCAGCGACACGUCGCAGCCAAGAACGGUGAUCUCGAGACUGACCUACCGGACUACAUCACGCACACGUUACACGAACAGAGCAUGGCGCCGCUGAAGCACUAUCUCCCUUCCCAUCAUACUGUAUUGAUGUUUGCUGCUCACACUUCCACAGUCGCUGCGACCUCCUGGGUCGUUGUUUGCCUUUUACGCCAUCCUGAUGUCAUGGCCGCCGUGAAGAGAGAUGCUCGGAGUGGGAACACCGAGUCGGCGCUCAUCCAGGCCUGCAUCAAGGAGACGAUGCGCUACUACGCAGGCAUGAAGUGCUUCCGCCUCGCCAUGCAGGAAAUGCCUGUCCCAGGUACAGACAUCACCGUUCCAAAGGGCUCGGUCGUGUCCAUCUCUCCAUACUUGACGCACCAUGACCCUGCCAACUAUCCGAAUCCCGACACCUGGAUGCCCGGAAGGUGGCUCAACGCCGAGAACAAGCUCGUCAAUCUCGAAGGAAAGGAUAGCAACGGCGUCAAAAGUAUGCUGUUUGGUGGCGGAAGCCAUCGAUGCCCUGGCGAGAAGAUGGCCAUGAUCAUUGUGACUCAGACCUUGACGACUUUGCUGCGAUUUUAUGAUGUUACAUGGGCGUCACCGGACCAGCCUCAAACUGUAGACUUUGAAGGCCUAGAUUUUGGCAAGGUUGGCUCGCCUUGGCUAAAGGGAGGAUUGAGAGUGAGAGUUUCCAGAAGAAAGUGGCCCGAGAUGAUGGGAGGCUGUUAA